CGUAGGCGGAUAAAGAUCAAAGUUCACAGGUCAAGGCUAUUGACCUCAUCCCGGACAACAAAGUUCAGAAUUUUGCGAUAUAUCAACCGCAUUAACAAUAAUGGCCUCUCAAAAUCAGGAACAAAACUUUUUGGACUGGUUUGUUAGAUACCGCAGUCCGUCGGAAAUAAGCAAACUUCAUCCAGAUUUCUUGAAAAUGGAACUGAGCUGCUUUGUCUGUACAGCCCUUACAUUCAUUCAUGCUCAGCGUAUUGGUGGAAGAUUUAAGUUUCUGUGGAUUGCUGUAAUUCUUCAUGGCCUUUUUGUUGAAGCUGUAAGCUACUGGAUGCCUGAUAUUGACAGCUUCUGGCAUGCUCAGGGAAUAUUUAUGUUCAUUGGACAGCGAUUACCUCUAUAUAUUAUAUGUAUAUAUGCUGUAUUUAUCUACACUGCCAGUGUAGCUGUAGGUCACUCAGGGAUGAGAUGGUGGGCUCAACCAUUUGCAGUUGGGCUGACAGUGGUGAUGCUUGACCUACCAUAUGAUAUUCUGGGUAUAAAGAACCUAUUCUGGACAUGGCAUGACACUGACCCCAACAUUUAUGACCGACAUUACUGGGUACCAUGGACAAGCUACUAUUUUCAUGCUACAUUCGCCUGUAGUUUUACUGCUGUUUUCCAUGGUAGCCAUAAACUGCUGGCCCCUGGCAAGGAUACAUACCAGUAUGCUGGUUUCUUGCAGGAGACUGUAUGUUGUUUGUUGGCAGCAAUGUUUGGAUUCCCACUGGGCGUGGUACAGUUUGUGUUUAUAUACCAUCCAUUGCAUGACACUUUUGGUAUUCACACCGAAGUCUGUGUGAUGCUGCUUGUUGUUGUCUAUGGCCUUAUUAUAUGGAUGGGUGACAGAAAUGUUGACAGGAGCGGAGCUCAUCAUAGUAAAAGAUGGUUUUUAGAUGAAAUAAUGACAGAAGUGAUUCUACAUUACACAUUCUUCAUAUACCUGGUAUUUACCUCAAAACCAGAGAAUAAUGUUGUGACCGGACUCCAUGAACCAGUCGGACCCUGUAAUGAGACGGAGCCAGUACAAACACCAUUUAAACAUGUUCUCUCUAAAAGAAAGUACCUGUGCCUUAGUGACUAUGACGAAAAAGUUUUUGAUUUCCACUGUGUGAGUGACGUCCCGGAGCAUGGUUCACGUUGGUACACGAUCUGUGGUACACCAUACGAGAACCACAUGGAAUACAUUGUAAUCAUCUGCGGGGUGUGUUUCCUUGGACUUGUGUGGUGCUUCAACCUGCUACUGUCUGGUCCGUUGGCAGGUAAACCCCAUCACAAACAUCAUCUGAAGCAUGACUAGAGGUGGCGGCAAGACGGCUAGCAACCAAAGACGAGACACACAGGAAGAUUUUGCUGUGCCAAAUUUGGUUUUCUCACUGCUCAGUUGUAUUGGUGUGCUUGCAUAAUAUUUUGUGAUGGGAAAUAAACUGUUUUAUUUACUGGUUUUUAUUCUGUCUAACAAAGUGCAGGGAGACAAUCACACUUUUAUUAUUUAUUUAUUAAAUUAAGUGUAUAAUGAGACUAUCUGUAAUGAUUUGAUUAUCGAGAAAAAAUUGUGUUUUUCUCUUUAUAGAUAAAUUAAAAUUUACUUCCAUAAGCUGUGAUAUCAGCAUCGUAUUAACAAUAACUAUUAUUUUAGGGAUCCUUAUUGCAAGUUCAUUAGAUCCUUGAUAAUGCAUUUUUGACACUGAUAUCAAAUAUGUUUUUUUGCAAAGGAAUAAAUUUAGCAUGAUAGUACACAAUUAAGAAUUUGAUCACAUUUCAGUUUAAUGAACUACUCCUGCAGUAGUUCUAAGAUUUUAAUUUGAAAAUAGUCUAAUAAGUUUGAUAAUAAUUACGUUUUUGAAUAUUUUUAGUUUUUCUAGUUUUUCUAUUAGUGGUUCUUUCCACGUUUCAAUUAAUAAAAAAUGAUGUGACAAGAGA
Mercenaria mercenaria is the source of this 1956-nucleotide messenger RNA. RefSeq lists its product as uncharacterized. The transcript has 8 exons. Lineage: Eukaryota; Metazoa; Mollusca; Bivalvia; Venerida; Veneridae. The record is from RefSeq and is a predicted model, not a curated record. Bases 101 to 1333 code for a protein of 410 amino acids.